Molecule: messenger RNA, 3280 nt
Organism: Scaptodrosophila lebanonensis
Lineage: Eukaryota; Metazoa; Arthropoda; Insecta; Diptera; Drosophilidae
Product: protein Cep78 homolog
Exons: 9
Coding region: 524-3034 (836 amino acids)
Cellular component (GO): centrosome
Molecular function (GO): protein binding
Source: RefSeq, a predicted model, not a curated record
CUAUAGAAUAAAAUACAUAGAUCGAUCGCACAAACACACAUCGCAUACCAAAAAAACAAUACGCCGAUAAACACGCGACAAACAACACAGUCCUCGUAAGAUUUCACCAGUGCGCGUAGUUCUUUGACGGCUUUAUAAUUCUGACGGACAACGAAAGUAACCACUCUCAAGUACACUACUUCGAUGUGAACUGUUGGCUUGGCGGUACAGAUAAGCAUUUAGGAGAAUUGAAUGAAGUUCUUGCUCAUUUUUUUUAAUGCGCAGAAGCCUAUGUAAUAGCCCUCUAUAUUCUAUAUUCGUGCUUAUAAUUUCAUUGAUAUUGUGAAAACUUCUCAUUAAUUUGAAAAGUAUUUCCACUUUCCUUACAUUGCGGGCAGAGAAUUGCAGAAGUGUUUACAAGUAUAAAUACUUUGGAUGGUCGUACCUCAAAGAAUUUAUUUGACUGAAGUUCAAGACAAUUUAUUUGAUUGUGGAAGGCUUUUACCCUUUUGUUGAGAGCAGCUGCAGAAAUUUAAUCGCUAAUAUGUCUAUGGCGCGAGCAGCAAUCAGGAACGGUCCAGGGCGUGGACGGGACUCAGCCAGAAAGGGCAGCAUUGUUUUGAAUGUACCCCCACUGAUAAAGAAGUCCAAAUGUCGCUCAUUUCACUUUCGAUACUUAGAAUUGUGUAGAGCCAAGAAUCUGACUCCAUUGCCUGAUAUACGAUCCAAAUCAAAUCCCACUACCAUAUUGGAUCUCUACGGUGAUAAGCUGGGAGUCAGCGAGUGGUUGCUGAUAAUAGAGGCUUUGCAAUAUGACCAGGUGUUGCAAUCCUUGGCUGUACGCAUGCGUCGCAGUCAUGUGAAUAAUGUAGUCGAACCAAUUGAUACAGAGAAGCGAGCUCGCCUGUAUCGCCAGAAACCUGUUAUUUAUACCCGAUUCAUAUUUGGAGGCCUUGUUGAGGCCAUAUCCAGUUGUGUUGAGUUUAAUAAAAAUCUGACGGUUCUCAAAUUGGAAGGUUUGCCGCUACAAGACAAGUAUAUUGAGUAUAUAGCGAAGGCUUUGGCCUCUAACGAUCGCCUGAAGGAGCUCAGCUUCCACAAGUCCUAUAUUGGCGACAAGGGCUGUGAGUCUGUAUGCAAUACAGUAAAAUAUUUGAAUUGUGUGGAAAAAUUCGACCUAUCCGAUUGCAACAUAUCCAACAAAGGAGCAGAAUUUGUGGCCGACAUGAUUAAGAUGCAAAAGAUCACACGUUUUACGGAAGGCUGGGAGAAAUCGCUUCGCUAUCGCACUGUUGACAUCAAUUCCAUAUCGGGCUUGCGUACUCUUAACAUGGCAAACAAUCCGGAAAUGGGUGACGAAGGUCUUAGGCUUAUUGCCGAAGUACUUAAGGAGGAUGCCUGGGUGAAAACCAUCGAUAUGGAAAAUUGUGGUCUGACGGAUCGUGGGGCUAACAUAGUUCUUGACUGUCUCGAUUUGAAUAACGCUAUUACCGACUUCAAUAUACGUAACAACGAUGGCAUUAGCAAGUUCCUGCAACGCAGCGUUCGCGACCACUUGGGACAGGAGGACGAUGAGAAGCUACAGGAGCCACAAUACGAUUUAAGUGGCAUUAAUGGGUUGCAUAGCCUGCCAAAAAAUAAAAAGUAUACCGUGUCCCAGCUAUUGCUGCACACCAAAACUCUAGAGGAGCAGUUAUCCUUCGAGCGAAUGCUUCGCAAAAAGGCUGAAAAGCUGAACGAGAAGCUCAACCAUCAACUAAUAUCGUUUGAGAAUAAUCUGGUUCCGGACAAAGUUGUCGAUUCUAAGGACAAUCCCUGCGGCUAUGUCAUAGUCCACAACGAAUCGUUGCAGUCCGUUAUGAAAGACACACAAAACUAUCGGCAGACACACUUCAACCGACUAGUCAACAGCACUGUGACCAGUCCAGACGCCACACCACGCAGUGAAAUGGUCACCCUACGCAAAGAGGAGAUGCUGGAAGCGAACGCCGACCAGCUUCCUGCCGAAGGAAGUUGCCAAUCAGAGACUGACACCAUGUCCAUGGCAGUGGCUGCAGCAACUGAUGUGCCACGCAAAGUCCUUAAAGUACGAAAGGUUCGCAGCGAGAUGAAAUAUGUGGAGCCCAAUGGGCAGAAUAAUUCGAAAAAGCAUGAAUCCAAGUCGGAUCACGAGUUCGCCAACGAGAGAGACUUCAAGCUUAAUCCUAAGGUGCACUUUGAGUCGAACAUUGGCGACACUGUUAUGGUGAACAAUUUAGAAAAAAGACGUCAUGGUGGUGGAGCCGGAGACGGGAACAGUGUAUCCGCUAUUCCGUAUGCUUUGGGCCAACAGCAUCGUUACCAAGGGGAGGACAUUGGAGAUGGUAUAGCUAAAACCUUGCUCAAAAAGCACGACAAUUACAUGGCAUCAGCAUCCCCUGAACCAGAUAUGGGAGAUAGUUGCAUGCAUCGUGGGAACAUAUCUUAUGAAAGGGGCUACAUUGGAGAUGGUGUCAACAUUAAUGAAACCCAAAAGCUGCAUAACAGUGAGAACAAGAAUCGAAACAACUAUCAUAACUACAAUGAAACGGAUUACCAAAAUAAGAAUGGACAAAUGUCUCAGAACACAAUCGAGUUGGAACGUAAUGGGACCAAUAAAUUCAGUAAGAAGAGACAUAAAAACAACCUGCUCCCCGACUUCAACAGAGACGAUCAUAAUCCACAAAUACGUGGGGAAAUUAGUUCCAAACGGGGGAAUAAAACCCCCAAUCAAGAAGCCUAUUUACAGACAGUAAAUGAUUUGAAUGUUGACUCCUAUAUGAACAAGAGCCUUGAGGAAUUAGACGACACAUCCUUGGAUUCGACGCUAGUUAAUUCAGACUCGGAGCUGGGAGCUACUUUGCGGGAUCAGUCACAAAAAUACGGACCCAUGAAAGUCUUCAUGCGCCGCAAAAAAUCCGAUUUAACAAGUUGUGAAGUUGACCUGCAAGAGGAAGAUAAUGAGGAUACUCAACAGAUUCUGUCCCCCAGCGCCGUGUACAUGGAACUUCAAAGAAAAAAAACCGACCGAACGUAAUGAAUACAUCCAAGCACUAACAAAUAUUUUCAGGCAGUUGAAGGCUCUGCGGGGCGACAACUUCCUACACAAAGGCGCAAAACUAAAGUUUGUUUACAGAGAGAACACAUCAAAAUUUUUAGUUUAAGGUAUAAUGUCGCACGUGUGCAACUACAAUUAAUUUAGUUUCUAAUCAAUCGCAUGUACAAAUUGAAUACAUCGUUACCGAUACCAUAAAGGUGUGCCAAUAGAGCCUCAGUAAAAGUC